This is a messenger RNA of Colletotrichum navitas, 1647 nucleotides long. RefSeq lists its product as uncharacterized. The record is from RefSeq and is a predicted model, not a curated record. The transcript has 3 exons. Bases 500 to 1363 code for a protein of 287 amino acids. NCBI's taxonomy places the organism in Eukaryota, Fungi, Ascomycota, Sordariomycetes, Glomerellales, Glomerellaceae. Gene Ontology annotation, molecular function: protein binding.
UAGUUAGGAUUCAGGCUAGGGUUAGAGUUAGUUAGAGUUCGCGUGACAGAAUGCGGUAUUUCUAGUUAUUCCGGACAAGUGGCUGGGGCUGUGGCAACCGUGGCAAGUGCCUGCUGGACCAGGUUGGCUUUACCAAAUAUAGUUUAGAGGGCCGUCAAAUUACCAAACCAGGGCUGUUACUCUACCUGUAACCCUGCAACCCGUACCGCCUAACAGGGACCGUCCAGUCGCCGUUGUCGUUGCCGUUGCUGGGAGCUCUGAGCUGAGCUUGUCGCACCUUCCCCCCCCUCCUGCAGAAAACAACAUAUACGGGCUGGUGGUCAACACACUCUUUAGGAUCUCUAUUCAGGCCCUCGUUUUCCUUACCGCAGUACACGCGAUCAAUUGGUCAUUCUCUAGUUCCCGCCGUCCGCUCCCUAUACCAUAGGUAGUCAAGCCAGCCAAGCCACGCGAUUCCAAACACCACACACCACCCAAGACACCGCAUCGCCCUGUCGCAAUGGCCGACUUCGCCAACGACGCUGAGGUCUCCAGCGACGCCCCCGCGCAGCCUGCCGUCGAUGUCGAGAUGGAAGGCGCCGAGGCGGCCGACACUGCCGACAAUGCCGACAAUGCCGAUGCCGAGAACCUUCCCUUUGCCGAUGGCGGUGAGAGCGACCCCGUCGAGCCGCGCACCACCUUUGUCGACUACCUCUCCAGCCCUGUCGUCACCCUGCUCGUCGGCCAGGGCGACACAGAAACAAUAGUCACGGCACACCAGGCCCUCCUUACACAGAGCCCCUACUUCAAGGAGGCAUGCGCCCAGUUCAGCGACGAUGGCAGCCCGCGUCAGAUCGAGCUCGCUGGCGAAGACAUCGACGCCGUCGGCUGCUUCCUCGAGUUUCUCUACACGGGAGAGUACUUCCCCCGCAAGGUUGCCGGCACGCGCACCCUCGAAUCGGACCCUGCCACCCCCGAAGUCGACUCUGACGGCACCCAGCUGCUGAAACACGCGCGCGUCUACACGCUGGCUGACAAGUUCGGCAUGCCGAGCCUGCGGUCGCUCGCCAGCUCCAAGAUCCACUGCGUCAACUCGACGGCCAAGGGCGAGAUCGCCUACGCCCGCUACGUCUACGCCUACACCAGCAAGGACGACACCACCAUACGCGCCCCCGUCGCGAGCUUCUGGGCCACCCGGUCGCACACCCUGCGCGCCGAGGCCGAGGACGAGUUCCGUUCCCUGUGCUUGGAGCACCCCCAGUUCGGAUACGACGUGCUCACCCGUGUUCUCGACGAGAAGCUCAAGAGAGAGCGCAACGACAAGCUCCACCCCUCCUCGUCCACUGGAAGCGCCCGCAAGCGCGCGCGCCACAGCCAGGUCUAGGGCGUGUACCAAUCGCGUCGACGCCUCAUCUUCGUGGUGUUUGCUGGAGUUAUUUUGGCAUGUUUCGCCACACGCUUUGAUACUUGGAAAAGGAUAAGAGUCGCCAUGCUCAUCCACCCACGAGGGUAUAUAGCUGUUUGUGUGACUAAAGUACAUUUUGCCCGAUCAUUCAGGAGAAACCAGACGCCUGGCCGGGAUAGCUUGGGCAGAGGAGUCCUUGUAUUCGGGAGAGAUGAGGAUUUUUCCAACGUACGUCGUGCAGCUGCCCGGCCGUUACGCGGCUU